Molecule: messenger RNA, 608 nt
Organism: Vigna angularis (adzuki bean)
Lineage: Eukaryota; Viridiplantae; Streptophyta; Magnoliopsida; Fabales; Fabaceae
Product: pentatricopeptide repeat-containing protein At2g06000-like
Exons: 1
Coding region: 132-473 (113 amino acids)
Molecular function (GO): protein binding
Source: RefSeq, a predicted model, not a curated record
UUAGGUUUCAAGUUCUAUCCGUUCACCAGGGAAAAGUUGAGUAUGUCUCAUUCAUUUUGGACUUACAAUAUGCUUUGAGGUCCCUUUGUCAAGCAAAUCUCCACAGUUCAGCAAAAUUGUUAUAUGAUUCCAUGAGGUCUGAUGGGCCAUUGCCUGAUUAUUCGCUUUUGGGAUUCUUGGUUUCCUCUUUUGCACUGGCUGACAGGUUUGAUGUUUCAAAGGAAUUACUUGCUGAAGCUCUGUGCAAGAGCAAUAGACUGCAAGAAGCACAUAAUCUUUUGAGACUAUUGAAGCAGAGUGACAUUGAUCCACAAUCUUUUGUCUACAAUCCUGUCAUUGGUGGAUAUUGCAAAUCUGGGAACAUUGAUGAGACUAAUGUAAUUGUGGCAGAGAUGGAAGAGAAGUGCAAGCCUGAUAAGUUGACAUUUACCAUUCUUAUUAUUGGACAUUGUAUGAAAGGAAGAACACUUUAAGGAAUUGAUAUCUUGUACAAGAUGCUGGAAGCUGGUUGUAUGACAUUACUAGAAAGGUCAUUAUGACAUAAAAACUUUAUGGGAUUGACAUUACUAGAAUAGAUUUAGAGAAUCGUUGAUCUUCAAUUAGUAAGA